GCAGGUUGUAUGCGCCCUGCGUAUCGGAGCAGCAGAGAUACGGACAGGAAGCAUCCUGAUUCUCUACCAGCGGAGCUAAGGCGAAGUCUCUCCUUGGCCAAACCAGCAGGAGCUGCAUCAAGCUUGUCUCACGUGCAAGACCCUCUUGGCAAGUCUUGCUGUGAUGGCCAGCCACCUCCAUCACCCACCCAUGCAGGGGAAAGAAUCACCCCUUUAAAGCGGACAGCAGGGUAGCACAGAGAUGAUUGACCUGUAGCUUCAUUGGAAGAGUCAGGCAAGAGUUAGAGCAGUUGUUGAAAAUCCACUCUGCCUCUGCAUGCAAGGAGCCGGAGAGAUCCAGCGAGUGACAUUUCUGGGCUGCUCUACUCCACUGGACCGCCAUCUGCACAAAUGAAGAUGGACUGCGACCGUGGCAAGUCGUCCAAACCCCAGGGUGUCAAAGUGAGCAAAUCAAUUUCCACCAUUUGCUCUUCCUCAAGUAAUGCCAACUGCCAUGAAAGCCACCCCAUCCAAGGCCCUGCGAGGCGAGCACAGGGUAGGACCCACAGUGAAAAACUGGCCCCAUCCCCAGUUAUCAUGUCAGCUGCUGCUAGAGAGAGUCAAAUGUCAGACUUCUAUAAUGGCAAUGUGGUCAUGGGGUGCCCCUCUGAUGCCUCACAGAAGCUCCAUCAAAGGACUACCAAGGAGAGCCGGUGGAAUGGGGAGACCACUCCGAAGGAAAUCAUAGCAACAAAGAGCAUAGCCAAUGCCCCCAAGGAUUCCCCCAUCAAGCGUACUUUCCUGUUUGGGGCAAAAAGAAUUGACAAUGGCAGCAAGGUGACCCUGAAGAAAUCUACCAUCCAUAAGCCGCCUGAGAAGGGUUGUUCUCCACUAGCUGUUUCCAGAGAAGGGAUGGAUGGCUUGAGAGGAGAGAGGCAGGCAUGGUCCAGCGUGACCCAGAGAAAGAAAAGGCGAGACCUUUUCCCAGACUCAAAGGUUUUCAGCCACAUAGACGCUCAUGUUCUGUGUGUGAGCGAGCAGAUAAAAUCAAAGCCAGCUUUGCUGUCAGUCCAGACCAUUGUUCAGUUGAUUACUGACAAGGCCCGAAGCAAGCUGGAGACCGUGCGAGCAAUAUGGAUGUGGCUGUGUCACAAUAUCCGAUAUGAUGUGGAUGGCUUCUUAGGGUUAUCUCAGAAGAUCCAUACCCCAGAACAGGUCCUGCAGACUGGAAGAGGCGUGUGCUCCGGUUAUGCCCAUUUAUGCCAAGAAAUGUGCAGGGAGGCAGGUUUGAGCUGCAUUCAAGUGUCGGGCUAUGGGAGAGGUACUGGAUACCAACAAGGGCAAAACUGCCAACAAAAGAAAUCCAACCACAUGUGGAACGCAGUUCAGCUGGAAGGGCAGUGGUACCUGCUGGAUGCAUGCUGGGGUGCAGGCACUGUGGAUGCGGAGAAGAGAUUGUUUAUACCCAGGUAUGACGACUUCUUCUUUCUACCCGACCCUGAGGAUUUCAUUGAGACCCACUGGCCUGAUGAGCCAGAAUGGCAGCUUGUGCAGCCGCGUGUCUCGCUGGAAGACUUCGAACAGAGAGUUUUUAAAACGUCGGAGUUUUUCAAACUGCAGCUCUCCCUUCUCUCACCAAACCGCUCCCUUCUCAAAACAGAACACGGGAAAGCAACAGUGUCUCUGAGGAGCACACAUCCAGCAGAAUUUAGCUACCAUCUCUCCAAGCUCUGUGGCAACGUUAGCGAAGAAGUGUUAGGCAUGACUCACGGGAUGCUGACGGUGUCGGAGAAGAGCAUGACUCUCAAAGUUUUCCCCCCUACAGAGGGCUUGUUUGAGCUGAUGGUCUUUGCGCGCCCGUCGGAUGCUCAGAACCCCUAUAGCUGGGUGUGUUCCUAUCAGAUCAAGUGCCUAGAGUCACAUAAGAAAGAACUGCCUGAAAACCCCUUUCAUUUCUGGGGCCUCCAUCCAAAGGGGAAAGACUUUGGGAUUGAGGAAUGCAACUGCGGAGAGGACCUGAUUGUUGUUGCAACAGGAACUUUGCUGUUGACACUACAGACAUCUAGACCCUUGCUGGCCACGUACCAGCUGGUGAAUAAAGAUCUAGACACCUCCCUGAGCACAAAGUGCCUGGCCUCUCAAGCAGAGGAGGAGAAGCUGAGUUGUCACGUGCUGUGUCCUUUUCUGGGUUACUAUAGGCUCUCGGUGUUUGUGAAAGAUUUAGAAGGUGACCUCUUCAAAAACGCAGCCAACUUCCUCAUUUGUUGCUCUGGUCCCAUCAACCAGAACGAGCUCUUCCCCUCUGGCCUCAGCAUGCACUGUGGGACAGGGAUCAGCACCGGCUGUAGGGGCUUUUCUAACCCCAGCCACCCUGCCGCCAUCAUCAACACCAACCAGGGUAAGUGCAACAUCACGUUCCACACCCGGGCGGACACCGAAGUGACCGCCAUCCUGAGUAAGGACAAAGUCACCAACACCAAGUACCCCAUGGAGAGAUACAUCCUGCUCACCCAUCUGGGAAACAAGGUCAGCAUCUGUAUCCUGCUUCCUGAAUCGGGCCUCUACAAAGUGGGGCUCUUCAGCAGAAACCAGGACCACAAGGACUUUGCUCACGUCUGCGACUACGUCGUCCGCUGCUUUUCCGAGCCACGGUGGCUUCCGUUCCCCCGAGUGUACAGCACGUGGAGGAGAGGCUGCAUCUUGCUACAGCCCAGGACGGGAGUGCUCCAGGAACGAAGCUGGAUCAGGUUCAGAGUCAAGCUGCCAAAAGCCUACAGAGCUCUCGUGGUCGGGCAAUCCAGGACUGAACUGCAGCCAACUCGCAGCAAGAUCUGGGAGGGGGAGGUGUACACCGGGCUCGCUGGGACCGUGCUCAAGCUGGCGGUGAAGUUCAGUCAGCACUCCACCAGCAUGGAUGUCAUCCUGUUGUUCGAUGUGGAAGGCAGCUCCCCCAGUUCAGAGGGGGCUUCAGGGUAAAUGAUCCAGAGAUACGGGGAAGCUGGAAAUGAUCAGGAGAGUGAUGGAAGCAAGUGAGAAGCUCUCAAAAUUGAGGGGCUCUGAUAAGACACAGAAAUAAGUCCAAAGUACCUGCACGUCAGGUGGCGUUGCAGAAUUGUACAUUGCACAUCACUUCCCGCAAGAUAUGCUUAGAUGCUUAGAGAUGAUGCAGCAAUUUAAUUAGAACCAGAACACUGAAGACUCCUAAUAGUCUACAUGUAUCGGGGGAAACCGUUGUUCGACGCCUCUCCAGGAAGAUUGUUUUACUGCUUAUUACCAGAUUGAAUAAUGGUUCGGCAUGUUUUAUUUGACAUUUCUUCAAGGUCUUGGGAAUUAACAAGGUUUUCUUCCUCUUAAGAGCAAAACAAAAACAAACAAACAAAACACCUGGCGCCAAAAGCAUCAGGUGGUAGCAAUAUUUUUAAAUACAAAUAUGUAUAAAGGACGUUAAGCAUUUCCUGAUGGAGUCCAUACUAUCAAGGGAGAAUGUGUGUCAUUUUUAACUGCUGCUUUAAAAUUUCUUCCAGGAGCUGAAGAAUGGAGUCUACCAGUCCUUCACUAGCCAGCAUGAUGUGUAAGUGUCGUGUACAUGUGUGUGCUGAGGAUUUGGAAUGAGAGCUGGGAGCGGGUACAGCAGUCAGGAAAGCAGUUCCUUGGCCUAGAUACAUCAUAUAAAUAAUAAAUAAUAAUCAUAUAACAGACACCCUUGUAGCAGAGCUAAGAACACUGCACUGGCAGCUUGCUACAUAUAACAGAAUGGAUUCUACUAGUCUCAUAUUCUUCCAGAACACGUGUAUCAUUUAUAAACACAGAGUAACUACAUCACCAACCACCAACAUGCAGCCACCUCUGGGGUGGUGCUAGACAAUUUAACGUUGCACAACAAUAUUAUGUGACAGUUUUGGAUAGGAAGAGCUGGCAACUAUAUCCAGCUGCACCUCCAGAAGGGCUCUUUAAAGCAGAGUUUAGCUCGGCAUUUCCACCUUGUUUGAACAUAGGAACUGACCCUCUUUUAGAAGCUGCUGUCAUUGCUGGGGGACUAGAGAGGGCAAGAGCGAUGCAGUGGGUCUCUGCACAACAUCCAGUGAAACCGUCUCCGCACCCACUCUGCACUGAUGUUUUAAAUGGAAAUUCUGGCUGCAAUACCUUUGCAUGAGUUCUGGGGAUUAUUUCGGGCUGGUUUUAAAGAAACAGACAGGGGGCACUACCCACUGUUAUUCAGAGGCAGAAUGUUCUGUUUGAUUUACUGAAGAAGUUGGAUAAAAAUGGCUUUUACUUAAUUUCAGCCGGCUUUUCCAGGGCAUGGAAAAUAAUCAAACAUCUGAGCUGGUACAUCGGUGAAAGCCAAGGGCCCCAUUUUACAGGAGCCGAAGAACUAAAUGGGAAAGCACAAAAGUCCUGGAAUAAUAGGGAGAAAAUCCUGCCAAGGAACAUGAUACAAGGAUAAUUAUGAACCGAGAUGGAUCUGCCUGGGCAGCGUCCACAUUGCCAACCGGCUAGAGGCAUAGAGCACCUGGCAAGGAAGGAGAUGUGGCCAGGGCCACUGAGAGCAGGUUCGGGCCCCGGUGAAAAAAAUUUUUCGGGACCCCCAGCAAGGACGGAGGGGCUAAACAGAGCCAACGAGAGGGGGGGAAGCUGGGCCCCGGGCCCCCUUCCAGACCGCCAGGCCCCGGUAAUUUGUACCGGCUCCCCCCCCCCCCGCCCCCUCGUCAGCCCUGGGUGUGGCUGUGAUGACAAGUAUCUGUCAAUAAAGUAGGUCUCCUAAGAUGCACAUGGGCAUUCGUUACACAUUUAGGUUUCUUUUUCAAAAAGAUGAGGAUCAAGGACAGACGCUGCUCACACUUACGCACAAUCCCACAGUGGGCUUGUAAGGACAGACCGAGAACAGAAUUGGGUCCAGGGUGCUAAAGAUAUAGUUCAAGGAAAGUAGCAAACCACGUACCCCAAAAGGGAGAACAGUCAGAGUACCACAGAUACAGGACAGCCUAUAAAUAAUUGGGUAGGGGAGGGAAUCGCCACUGGAGAUGGGAAUGUUUGAGACCCUGAUGGUUUCUCAACAGGUGCAUCCUAUCAAGAGGAUUUUCCUUUGGUUUUGAAACAAUGGGCUGAAUUCUCAGCUGGCAUAAAUGCAUUGAAGUCCAAACCGGGCAGUACCGCCUAAUGGCAAUACUCUGGGCUGUGUCACACGGCAGCGAGAGUCAAUGACUGGGAGUAGGGGAACCUGGGCCCUUCCUGCUCCACAGGGUUCCAAGCCAGGGCCCAGUAAAUAGUAGUUCAAAAUAUGAUUCCAAAAUAUGGCCACCCCAACGCCUGAUCCCGGCCGCAUGGGGCCUCAGUGACUUCUUGGCAGGAGCCUGCACUACACAACUACUCUCCUGCUCCGUCCACCUAGACUGAGCUGAACUGCUCCCUUUUGAGCUCAGCCUCCACUGUGAGUAUGCCCUGCAGGGGCAGCUGGGCAGGGCUUUCUGGGCCCACAGCUGCUCCUUAACCCUUCGCAGUACACCUUGAUUAAACUGAACAGGAUGAUGCCACUUUAUACCAGCUGUCGAUCAGGCCUAAUAUUUCCACUCUUCCCCCAAAAAAAUCAAUUGAAGAAGAGGGAAAUGAGCUGCCCAAGCAGGCCAGACAAGGUGAUCAUAACGGUGCCUUCUGGCCUUAAAAACCUGAGUCGCCAAGGACAUUUGAUGUGUGUCGUGUUCAUACUCUCCUCUGUAUAAAGGAGAUCUGUCUCCUUUGUGCACCAAACCUGCAUGGUAUUACCCUUCACAUGUAAGGCUUUCCAUUCUGCUCAGAUCCCUUUUUGUGGGAGUCACUUGGCUGAAAUGUCACCAUUUAUUCUACCUGUCUCUCUCACAAAGAUUAUUUAAAAGCGCUAAAGCGCUUAAAAUUGGAUGGUUAGAGAGGAGUACAGAACUGGACCAAAAGAGCAACAGAAAAAAGGGGUAUCUAGUCAGAAAAAGAAAUUAUCUCACAGGCUCAAAUCCUGCAAGCAGAUCUACACAGGCAGAGACGGCUCAGGAGGCAACAUAGCCUACAGCUCAGGGUGCCGCCCUGUGAGUCAAGUAGGCUGGAUUCUAGUUCCAGCUCUCCCAUUUAACUGGUGUGUGACCUGAGGCAAGUCCCUUCACCUCCCUGUGCUUCUGUUUUCCCUCCCCCUUUUGUCUAGUCAAUUUUGUAGACUUUAAGGCCAGAAGGGACCAUUAGAUCAUUUAACCUGACCUCCUGUAGAGCACAGGCCGUUCCAUUUCACCCAGGCAGCCCAGCGUUGAGCUCAGCAACUGGUAGGUUUGACUAAAGCACGUCUUGGGGUUGGGCUAAAGUGCAUCUUCCAGAAAGGCAUCCAGUCGCCAUAGAUCUUCCUGUGGUAAUCUGUUUCAGUGGCGAUUCACCCACACUGUUAAAAAGGUGUGCCUAAUUUCUAGUUGGAAUUUGUCUGGCUUCAACUUCCAGCCAUUAGUUCUUGUGCUGCCUCUCUCUGCUUGACCAGAGAGCUCUUUCGUCCCUGGUAUUUUCUCCCUGUGAAGGUACUUUGACACUGUAAUCAAGCCAUUUCUCAAGCUUCUUUUUGAUAAA
This is a messenger RNA of Chrysemys picta bellii (western painted turtle), 6552 nucleotides long. RefSeq names its product kyphoscoliosis peptidase-like. The record is from RefSeq and is a predicted model, not a curated record. Gene Ontology annotation, cellular component: cytoplasm. Lineage: Eukaryota; Metazoa; Chordata; Testudines; Emydidae.